Penicillium olsonii is the source of this 405-nucleotide messenger RNA. NCBI's taxonomy places the organism in Eukaryota, Fungi, Ascomycota, Eurotiomycetes, Eurotiales, Aspergillaceae. The record is from the annotation of a GenBank genome assembly.
AUGAUUCUGAACUUCUUCUUUCUUUUACCCCUGUCAACUUUUGAAAAUGUGAGAGGGGACGGAACAAACUUCAAAAUGUCCAACGCCGUCGCUUCUGUUGCGUCCGCGCCCAGUGUAUCCCGCCCCCUCUCCGCUGACAAGCCGGAGGAGCCGCGGAUGACCAAGCGGCAGAAAAAGAGGGUGUUCGAGCGCGCUCGUAAGCGCUAUAAGGUAAGUUAUUUUUAUGUUCACCUCAUUGAGGGAUCAGAAGAUUACGUUGAUACCAUAACAUCCUCUCGCUGCUGUCUGUCUCCAUGUCUGUUGGCAUGGGUACAUGCGAUUAUUUUCGAGUCCACAGGGUUGUCGGCUCAAAUGCAUCUUCUACACCUUACGUUGGGGGCACAUUUGGGGGCACAUCAGGCAUAG